Messenger RNA from Morus notabilis, 2817 nucleotides. RefSeq names its product pentatricopeptide repeat-containing protein At5g41170, mitochondrial. The coding region runs from base 65 to 1927 and encodes 620 amino acids. The record is from RefSeq and is a predicted model, not a curated record. Lineage: Eukaryota; Viridiplantae; Streptophyta; Magnoliopsida; Rosales; Moraceae. Gene Ontology annotation, molecular function: protein binding. The transcript is spliced from 5 exons.
AACCAGCCCCUAGCGACGGGCCGCUAUCUCGCGCACCACGCUUUGCGGCGGCUCAGAUCAAGAGAUGAAGAUUGUUCUCACCAGAGCUUGUUCUGCUGGUAUUUUUCUUUUCUCUAAGCCAUUCAAAACUCAAAUCCGUUCAUAUGCUUAUCCUAAUUUUGAUAUUAAUUGCGAUACUGCACGACGUUUUGAGAAUUGGAUCCAAACUCAAUUUCGAAUUCAAUCAGAAAAACCUAAAUCUUCGAAUCCCGUUAUCCAAAUGCGUCCCAAUCCCUCUACUUGGGCAUUUAAUUAUCUGAUCAUGUCACUCUCUAAUACGAAUCAGCACUCGGAAGCUGUUUCUAUGUACAGAAAUGAGAUGGGUUGUGUUCAUUUUCGACCCGAUAUGUAUACGUUCAAUAUUGUAAUUAAAUGCUUGUGCUGUUUGAAGAGGGUGGAUUUGGGUUUUUCUGUUUUAGCAACUAUUUUUAAGUGUGGAUUUCAGCCCGAUUCUCGGGUUUUGAACACUCUGCUUCACGGGCUUUGCUCGGAAGGAUGGAUGGGUGCGGCAAUGGAGUUGUUUGAUGGAACAGUAGAGAAGGAAUACCCGUGUGAUGAGAUUACUUACGCGACUAUGAUUAACGGGUUUUGUAAGGGCGGGGAAACUUGGAAGGCGCUUGAGUUGCUUAAGCAUAUGAAGGACUAUGGGAGGAUUAAACCAAAUGUAGGAUGCUAUAGUCCCAUCAUUGAUGCUCAUUGUAAAGAAAGACGAGUGGAUGAGGCGCUGAGCUUGUUUGAAGAUAUGAUGAGUGGAGAUGUUGUACCGGAUGUUGUUGUUUAUACUUCUUUGAUUCACGGAUUAUGCAAGAGUGACCGAUGUGAGGAAGUCAAAAAGCUCAUGCGUGAUAUGGUUCAGGGUGGAAUUUCACCGAAUGUUCGUACGUACAAUGCUCUAAUUGGUUUUCUUUCCAAGGAAAAGAAAAUUGAACAGGCGAUUUCGCUAUUUGGAUGGAUGAAUAGCAAAGGCAUAAAGCCUGAUAAAGUCACAUUCACAUGUUUGAUUUCUGCUUUGUGCAAGACUGGGCAAUGGCAGAAAGCUAGAAAAUUCCUAGAAAUCAUGAUCAGUUCUGGAAUAUCUCCUUGUGUUGUUACGUACACUUCUAUGUUGGAUGCAUUGUGCAAGGAAGGGAGGAUUUCAAAGGCACUUGAUCUCAUGAAGACAAUGACUAAUAGAGGUCUAAAGCCUAAUAUUGUAUCCUAUACGUCUUUAAUUCAUGGCCUUUGCCGUUUAGGCCAAUGGAUGAAAGCCUACCAUUUGUUACACAAAAUGAAAGAUCGAAAUGUCCCACCGGAUGUUGUAACGUUCAACAUUUUGGUGCACACUCUUUGCAAUGAGAAAAGGAUGAAGGAAGCCUUUUUAUUAAUUGAUGAAAUGAUUCUAGAAGGUUUAAGACCAAGUGCUCUUACUCAUAACAUAUUACUUAGAGGAUUGUGCAAUUCGAGACAGCUCAAAGAAGCAUUUUGGUUAUUGGAUAAGAUGGUAAGUUCAGAGAUUUCUCAUGAUACUAUAUCUCUAAAUCAUCUUUUGAAUGUUCUUUCUGAAGAAGGCAUGAUGGACAAGGCCCAAAGUUUGUUUGAUGAAAUGGUUCAUCAAGGUGACGAGCCUGAUUCAAUAACUUACAAUACAAUGAUCAAGGGAUAUUGUUUGAAAGGUGAAAUGCACAAGGCAAAAGAACUAUUUGAACAAAUGGCAUCAAAGGGUGUUCUGCCUAAUAAUAUUACGUACAACACCUUGGCCAAUGGUUACAUGAGGGUUAAUAGAAGAGAUGUUGCUCUCCAAGUUCUCAAGGACAUGGUCUGUAAUGGGUUGGUCUUCGAUCAUGUAACACAAGGCAUUUUGGAAACCAUUCUUGUCAAAAAGGACUGGUGUUGGGUACAACUGAGCUAAUGCUCACGAAGCUGUUUCACAAAGAAAGUUUCAUGGGAAUUCAUAAUAUCUAGAUGAAAAGCCCUUCAUCAGACUUCUGAUGCAAGUGUUCUAAGCAAAUUCUGCUAAAACUACAAGAAAUGAAGCUGUCAUUAACUAAGAAUGGCGAUCAAUUGCAGUGUGCUUCUUCAUUCUUUGCUUUCAGUGAGUACCAUACUUCCUUGGCGAUUACAUUCCAUGUAAGCUCGAUUCCUAAAUUGAGACCAUUUGAUGCCAAGUCUGCCUAUGAUGAAUAAGUGCGGAUGCAAAGAAUUGAACCUCGGACGGAAGAGAGUCGUGGAGUGAUCAUCCCUUGUUGCUGUGCCAAGAGUACCAUCACUAUCUAUGGUCGCUCGUCCGCGCAAUGGAAGACACCGGCCAAAUUUCAUACUUACAAGUUGAACCUUCUAAAAGAAAUUGUCAAACCACUUUCCGUGCACCUUCAAACUGUAGCCUCCUCGUGUGGAAAAAGUUAUACCCUUGAUGUAAUGAUGUCAAAUUUUGUUAAUAUAAAUUGAUGAUAUAACUUCACUCGCUUUUUUCCUUUCAAGAACUCAAUAAAGGAGCAAAAUUGUCAACGGGUAAUCUUAUAUUUAUGUUCUCAUACCCCACAAGGAGAGCUACGAAGAAAUUGGGAGGAAAGGGAAUACACUUUCUUUGACAUUUAAUAGAUGUCAACCCAUAAUUUCAACAUAUAUCUACUAGCAAAAACAAAAAAACAAAAACAAAAAAAAUCUAUAUGAGUGCAUAUAACUAUAAUUCAUGUCAAGUCGGGGAAGUUUCUCACACUUUUCCCGCUUUGCCUAGCUAUUUAUACUGGUGAAUCCAUGCGCUUUAUUUAUCAAUUCUCUCCCUCUCUCUCUAUCUCCCUC